AUGGUUUACAUCUCGAAUGGACAAGUGUUGGACAGUUGGAGUCAGUCCCCGUGGAGACUAUCACUAAUAACAGAUUUCUUCUGGAGAAUAGCUGAGUUUGUGGUUUUGUUUUUCAAAACUCUGCUCCAGCAAGAUGUGAAAAAAGGAGGAGGCUACAGAAACUCAUCUGAUUCCAGACAUGAUGAUGGAAGAGGGCCACCAGGAAACCCUCCCCGGAGAAUGGGUCGAAUCAAUCAUCUUCAAGGUCCCAGUCCUCCUCCAAUGGGUGGUGGGUGGAUGAGGAAGGUAAAUGUCUGCUGUAAGAAGCAGACAACUAGACAUGCACAUGCAUAGCAGAAGGAAACCAUCAGAAAGUGGAGCGCUGACAGUGCUGGACAAGUAGAUGAGUGUGUAUGUCUCCACAGGGAUUGCUCUGUGUUCUCACAGAUGAAUGAGGUCAUGCCAGGAAAACUCUGCAGAGAUCUGGCCUGACUGAUAAUGCAGUUCUAUAGAUGCAUA
Molecule: messenger RNA, 498 nt
Organism: Heterocephalus glaber (naked mole-rat)
Lineage: Eukaryota; Metazoa; Chordata; Mammalia; Rodentia; Bathyergidae
Product: selenoprotein K-like
Biological process (GO): endoplasmic reticulum calcium ion homeostasis; calcium ion transport
Cellular component (GO): Golgi apparatus; endoplasmic reticulum membrane
Source: RefSeq, a predicted model, not a curated record